Molecule: messenger RNA, 1341 nt
Organism: Chrysochloris asiatica (Cape golden mole)
Lineage: Eukaryota; Metazoa; Chordata; Mammalia; Afrosoricida; Chrysochloridae
Gene: PI4K2B
Product: phosphatidylinositol 4-kinase type 2 beta
Exons: 10
Coding region: 1-1341 (446 amino acids)
Biological process (GO): endosome organization; phosphatidylinositol phosphate biosynthetic process; Golgi organization
Cellular component (GO): trans-Golgi network; plasma membrane; lysosomal membrane
Molecular function (GO): 1-phosphatidylinositol 4-kinase activity
Source: RefSeq, a predicted model, not a curated record
AUGGCUGAGCCCUUGGAGCCCGGGCGGCGGGAGGACGACGACGACGACGAGGAGCGGGAGCCGCUGCUACCCCGGAUCGCCUGGGCCCAGACGCCGAAAGUGGCCCCGGGGAGCGCCGUGAGGCUGCAGCAGCCCUCCGGAGAGGAGCGCGCGGCCGCCCCUGUAAGUGGAGUGACUUCAGAGAUGAAUACGUUCUCCAAUGAUCCAGAAUUUGCUGAUAUUGUAUCAAAAGCAGAGCAAGCAAUAGAAUGUGGAGUUUUCCCGGAAAGAAUCAUUCAAGGUUCAAGCGGAAGUUACUUUGUGAAGGAUCCUAAGAGGAAAACUGUUGGUGUGUUUAAACCGAAAUCUGAAGAGCCUUAUGGUCAAUUAAACCCCAAAUGGACCAAGUAUGUUCAUAAGGUCUUCUGCCCUUGCUGCUUCGGGAGAGGUUGCUUGCUCCCGAAUCAGGGGUACCUUUCUGAAGCUGGAGCCUACCUUGUGGAUGAAAAGCUUCAUCUUGGAAUUGUUCCUAAAACAAGGGUGGCCUGGCUGGUCAGUGAGACAUUUAACUACAGUGCAAUUGACCGCGCAAAGUCAAGAGGCAAGAAGUAUGCUUUGCAGAAAGUGCCAAAAGUAGGGAGAAAAUUCCAUCGGAUAGGUCUCCCUCCAAAGGUUGGUUCCUUUCAGUUAUUUGUUGAAGAUUACAGGGAGGCGGAAUAUUGGCUUAGGAAAUUUGAAGCUGACCCUCUGCCUGAGAAUAUCAGAAAACAAUUUCAGUCACAGUUUGAAAAAUUAGUUGUUUUGGAUUACAUCAUCAGAAAUACAGACAGAGGCAAUGAUAAUUGGUUAAUCAAAUGUGAGAAGCUGAGUCAUAGAAAGGAAACUGAAAUUAAGGAAGCCAUGUGGAUUGCUGAUAAAGAACCUCUAAUUAAAAUUGCUGCCAUUGAUAAUGGUCUAGCAUUUCCUUUUAAACACCCUGAUGAGUGGAGAGCAUAUCCAUUUCAUUGGGCUUGGCUUCCUCAAGCAAAAGUUCCUUUUUCUGAAGAAACAAGAGACUUGAUUCUGCCCUCCAUUUCUGACAUGAAUUUUGUGCAAGAUUUAUGUGAAGAUCUUUAUGAACUUUUUAAGAUGGAUAAGGGGUUCAACAAGACCACCUUUGAAAGUCAGAUGUCUGUGAUGCGGGGUCAGAUCCUGAACCUCACUCAGGCGCUGAAAGAUGGGAAGAGCCCCGUCCAGCUGGUUCAGAUGCCGUGUGUGAUUGUGGAACGAAGUCAUGGUGGAGGUCAGGGUCGGAUUGUCCACCUCAGCAGUUCAUUUACUCAGACUGUUCAUUGCAGGAAGCCAUUUUUUUCCUCCUGGUAG